CAUAGUUUGCGAUCAACGCCAGGUAGCAACACAGACCUCUCGUUCCCUGCUAAACAGAAAUAAAUCAAAAUGUUCCGAUUGGUGGUGUUGUCUACUGUUUUGGCUAUCGCAGCAGCUGCUCCGGGUGCCAUUUUGCAAGAACACUCGCCCGAGAUUCAUCAUCCAGCGGUUGUUGCACACAAGGAAAUCACCUACCAGAAGAGUAUCAUUGAAGAACCAACCUAUUCUCACGUGGGAACCGUUGUGAAGCAUGUCCCAACCGCAGUUACCCACCACAGUUCCUCGAUCAUUCACCAUGAUGCCAAAAUCUCUGAACCAAUUUUCGUUCAUGGUGUAAAGAAGACUGUCGUUGAGACUCCAGUUGAGAAAACCGUGUAUCACACCGUGGCUGCUGCCCCUGCCGUCAAAACCACCUACGUCGAAGCCGCCCCAGCUCAAACUUACGUUGUUGCUCCAGUUGCAAAGGCCGUUCACGUGGAAAGCGCCCCAGUGCACUCCACAUUCACCAAAACAACUUACGUGGAUGCUCCAGUUUUCAAUUCCGCGCACUACGAUGAUUCUUCAGUGCUGACCUAUGCUGCUGCCAAGGCCGCAUUUGCUGAAGAUGAACUGGCUCUGGCACAUGCUUCCGCUCCGGUUGUUCACAUUGAUAGCUACCCUGGUUUCCACGAAUAUUACACCAAACAUUGAACGAACACGAAAAGACUGAUUCUUCGUUUAUUCACGAUUUCUAGGUAAUGCGUAGAAAAAAUAUGAAUAAAUUGUUUGACCUUUUUUUUA
This is a messenger RNA of Toxorhynchites rutilus septentrionalis, 780 nucleotides long. RefSeq lists its product as uncharacterized. Bases 70 to 690 code for a protein of 206 amino acids. The transcript has 2 exons. Lineage: Eukaryota; Metazoa; Arthropoda; Insecta; Diptera; Culicidae. The record is from RefSeq and is a predicted model, not a curated record.